GAGCGCGCGGGGAGGCUCCGGGACUGAGGCGGCGCCACCGCCUCCCGCCUGCAGCUGGAGCGCGGGCCGCCUCGGCGACAUCUUGCUCAGGAGGAAAGCGCGCGGGAGAGCGAGCUGCGCUUUAGCUGCUGCGCCACGCGCGCCUCGGGCCUGGGCACAGAGGAUCGGCCGGGCGCGGCGGGAAGGAGGCUGCGGGCAGCGAGGAGCGUCUGGGGCUCGAGGCGGCGGACGGCACCAUGUCCCCGGGGAGCGGGGUGAAGAGCGAGUACAUGAAGCGCUACCAGGAGCCGCGCUGGGAUGAGUACGGGCCGUGCUACCGCGAGCUGCUGCACUACCGCCUAGGCCGCCGGCUGCUGGAGCAGGCGCACGCGCCCUGGCUCUGGGACGACUGGGGCCCGGCCGGCUCCUCGGAGGACUCGGCGUCGUCAGAGUCGUCGGGCGCCGGGGGCCCCGCGCCCCGGUGCGCCCCGCCCUCGCCCUCGCCCUCGCCCCCGCCGCCCGUAGAGCCGGCGGCCCAGGAGGAGGCGGAACGGCGGGCGCGCGGGGCCCCGGAGGAGCAGGACGCGGAGGCCGGGGACGCGGAGGCCGAGGACGCGGAGGACGCGGCUCUGCCAGCACUGCCAGUGAAAGAUGUAGAAGAUAAACCUGAACAACAAACCAGAACAAGAGAGACUGACAAAUCACCCACCAGUACUGAGCCUCGACAGCAACCAAGUGCCUUAUUUGCUAGAGGAAACAGGAAAGCGGUCAAAAGUCCCCAAAGAUCAUCGAGUAAAAUAAAAGAAAACAAGCAUCCAUUUGCUCUUUAUGGUUGGGGAGAAAAACAGACGGAUACCGGAAGCCAGAAGACUCACAACGUCUGUGCGUCCGCUCCUGUGCACGAGAUUCAUGAAUCAGCAUUACGAGCCAAGAACAGAAGACAGGUGGAAAAAAGGAAACUGGUUGCUCAAAGGCAGCGUGCUCACUCUGUGGAUGUGGAGAAGAACAGAAAGAUGAAGGCUUCCUCCUCAGAGAACCCGUGGAUGACAGAAUACAUGAGGUGCUAUUCGGCAAGAGCUUAAAGAAACACUUGCGUGGACAGCCUCUUUUAAAACGUGUAAAUGACUGAAAGGAAAAACAAAACAAAAAUCAUCAAAAGAAACUGGACACAGGUUUAAGAAACCAACUGAUUAUGCAAGGUUUUUUUUAGGGAAUUUGUAAAAGAUUGUUUUAUUUUGAUGAAUAUUGGUCACCUACCUCGGCAGUAGGGCAGACAGUUGAAGCCAUAGACAUUUGGUUAUUUAUGAAGAUAAUUCCCUAAAUCUUUGAUAUUCUUAUAAGGUUUUUGUUUUAAAGCAUCUUAAUCUUUUAAGAUACUGACACCAAAUGCCUUUAAAUGGCAACAGAUGCUUACAGUUCAGUAUUCUUUUCAUAAGCUUAGGUAGAGCCUAUUAUCAUCUUGUUCUAAAUAACUUUCCAGAUUCCAUAGCUAUAAGAUCAUUCCAUCCUACAGCGUAAGACUCGUUUUCCUUAUGUGCCGUUUUGUUUGUGAAAGAAUAUCAAGUCAAAAAUGAGUGUCAGCACUACUAUUGAUUCCAUGUAUAAUGAAACUAGAACUUUGCUAGUUCCUGAAAAUGUUUAACUUAUUUGUAUUUCAGUUCAGCAGCAUCUUUAUGUAGAUUGUGAUAUUUAAGAAUUAUCUGGGCUGGGCGAGGGUCUCUUUUUCUCUUUCAGUGAUCAUCUAGGCAGUUAUUAUUUAAUAGUUUAAUAGCUCAAGUACAUUCCAAUAGACGAAGUGCACACAACACAAUAUGUGUGUUGAGUAGUAGUAAAGUUUCUUUUGAAUAGUCAAAGACUCACUUUUUUUAUUGCAAAUUUUUUUUUUUUUUUAAGAAUACAUACUGUGGAUUCAGUCCCUUGUCACACUUGACCUUUUGGCAUACACCCACUGUGGACUUUUGCCUCUUCUGUAAUGGCUGGCAAUGACAUUUCAAACUUAUAAUCUGGAAUUGCACUUGGUACAUUGGCAUUGCUUGUUCCACUGGGAUGGGGACCAGUGUGAAGAUGCCUGUUAGACAGACUGCCCACCCCCACUUUCUCUUUUUCUUUAUAGCACUUAACAAUAACAAAGUCUUGAUGAUGUACAGUAUUCAAACUUUAGGUUGAAAGACAUUACUCUUUGAUUCCUAGCCAGUAGAUCUUAUCUACACUUUAAUGGGAGAGAAUGGCGGUGUGUGGGUAGGCACAAAUUUAUGUAAAUAGUGCUCCUUCUCUUUAGUAUGUUUGCUUUGGUGGUAGAAAAAUGGUUUUAACAAACACUGGUUUCCAUCAAAUGAAUGAUGUCUUCUCCAUCCUGUGGAGACAAGAAUCUGCUAGAAGGAUAUGUGCUAAGUUCCUUAUAAGAGAUAAUGGUGCUUUGCCUAUGCCAGCUUGGCACCCGAAGAUGUGUGAGUGGACGUGAGGCUGAGUAUUACCUUAGUAUUUUUCUCUGGGUCUUUGGAAAACCAUAGUCAAUUUUUAGAACAUAUUGCUUUCAUUCCCCAUAAAAUCUUCACACAUGAUAACUGUUUAAGCUUUGAAAACACAUACUGAAGUAUUGUGAGCUUAAAAAACUUUUUAAAUAUUUGCAUAGUUUUGAGGUGAAUUUGUUUCCGUACAGAUCUCUCCUAAUCAUUGAGAUGUAUAUUUCAAAAGAGGAAAUUUUACAUGUUGUCCAAAACAGCCUUGCUAGUAACUGGUGAAUUUUGGUAUUAACUAUUAUUAAAGUCUUUAAACGACACAGGUACCUAACGAUCACCUUAAUGUGGCAAUUUGUGAUGGUGUAGCUAGCUGAUUGUGAAAACUGUUCCUUUAAAGUUGCUUCUUGCAUGUUCGGUGUUAGCCAUCCAGCUCAGGCUUGUGUUGCAGCUGACAAUCUAGGAAAGACGGCCUUAGAGAGUGGUUCAGGCCCCACACUGACGGACUGCCUUAGAAACCCGACUUCCUCUAGACUUUGAACCGCCAGACUUUUCUCUUUAGAAAACAAACAUAUUUAAUGUACUUACUACUUAAAACUCCAGACAGAGAUAAAACGUAGAAGGCAAAUAUUGGCCAAUUUUUUCCUCUUUUUAAGUGGAAGACAAAUGAACGGGAUUUUAAAAGUACUUUUAAAGUGUAUGAAUGGUUAAUAAAUCAGUAUGAAUUGUAAGCCUUCAUCUUAUGUCCAAGUCCUUAGUUGGUUAGGGUUUCUUUUCUUUCUUCUUUAAAGAGUGUCCAAUUACCUUUUGAACCUGUGAAAAUUUUAUAGUUGUUAACAAUCUGAUGGUCCUAAUUCUUUCUUUUCAUGCUAGAAAUGAAUGUGGUUGUAAUCAUGUUCCUAAUUCUUGGGACAACCUGCAAGACAGUGAGACAGUUUAAAAAUUACCUUUCAUGUUGAAAAAGUCUGAAACGGAGAACCCAAUGAUAUUUAAAAUAAAUGCUACAUAAAACUCUUUUUAAAAUUUUGGUUUUAACUUCUUAAUUAAAACAAUGUCAUAAAUAUGCUUUUUUAUUUUGUUACUGCUUUUAAUAUAAAAGUAAUAGAAUAUUGAAGCAAUAUUGUCUAGCACUCUGCUGGACAUUAAGUCCGCAGGAGGAGAAGUGAAUAGGAAUCGAUUCUUUGUCUUUUAACUGCCCUUAGUUAGGAGCUGUUAAAAUACUUGGCACCUCUGGUUAUAUGUAUGUUCUCCCCCCUAAAAUUCCUAAGCACAUUUAUUCACUUUUAAAAUGAAUCUUUAAAAGAUUAUAGUUAGUAGUUAUAGUUAAUAUUCUAUUUACUUGGAAAAAUAUGAAUAAAUGAAUCUUCAAAAGAUUCAUUUCAAAAAUGAAUAAAUGUAUAAUAGGCUAUAGGUGAUCUUACUUGCGUAUUAGGUAGGAGGCAUAUAUUUAUACCAUUUCAUACAUAAUAUCUUUGUCAUUGUGUUUCAUCGAAGAUCAAUUGCUAGCAACUUGAAGGGUAUUAUACUUGGGUCACUUGAACUCAGCUGACUAAAUUGUAAGAACGAGAGCAAGCAAGAUGGCUGUUAUUGGAAGCCAUAACUUCCAGAAGAUAAUUCUGCACAAUUUGUAAGUUAAAAAAAAUCUGUAGGGUCUUCCACUAUCCUUUUUCAGGUUGAUAAUGCUGUUCUGGGCACAGACUUUGUAAAUGGAAUGUUAUGGUACAGUCGCCUCUCAGUAUCCAUGGGGCAUUGGUUCCAGGCCUCCCUUAGGAUGCCAAACUCCAUGGAUACUCAAACCCCUUCUAUAAAAUGGUGUAGUAUUUGCAUAUAUCCUAGACACAUCCUCCUGUAUGCUUUAAAUCAUCUCUAGAUUACUUAAAAUACCUAAUACAAUGUAAAUGCUAUGUAAAUAGUUGUUAUACUAUAUUGUUUAGGGAAUAAUGACAAGGAAAAAAAAGCCUGUACAUGUUCAGCACAAGUGAAACCAUCCUUUUCUCCCCCAAAUAUUUUCAAUUGGUAUUUGGUUGAAUCCAUGGAUGCAGAACUCACGGAUACAGAGGGCCGACUGUACUUUCUUUAAAGUGUUCAAAAGUAUUACUAGCAAAGAGGAGGAGGAGCAAAGCAUAUAUCAGAAGUAAAACAAUUUUUCUUGUUGACUGCUUUGGUAAAAAACAGUUUGAUGGAUAGUUUUACAUUUCACUGGACUAGAUAAAAAAUGGUGCUAAUAUUUAUGUAGCUUGACGCUAUAGUUGCUUUGGUAUCAAACUUAAUACCUAACCCAUAUAAGAUCCUUAUUAGAUAAUUUUGUGAUCAGUAAAAUGAUAUUUUAAAGAGUGAUCUUAAAAAUAUGACCUGGUCAUUUCACAAUGUUUGCAUUUGAAAUGAAUUUUUGUACUAUAGGGUAGAUAUGGAGUUAUUCAGUGCAAGUGUGUGCUUAAUAUCAAACCCUAUGCAAGGAGCUAUGUCUAGAUUUUUGGUCCAAAUUUGCCUCCUUCAAGCCUACUAGUGUGAGGUGGAAAAAAAUCGAUUGUUCUUUUAAUAUUAUUUCCAUUUUGAAAUUCUGGACACUUGAAUGAAGGCAGUAGAGGCCUCUUUUUGGAUUUCUCUUCUAAUAACAAAACUUUAUUUAGGGAAGGUUUCCCUGUGCUAUUGUAAGUUUGUUUUGAGCACUGCAUUCACUUUAAAAUUCUGGAGGAACAAAGGCUGGGCACAUAUAAUCACAAAGCCCAGGCCACACAGUAAUUCGGGGUUGUAUUUUCUAAGAACUAUGUAUUGUUUUUAGCUUAUAGUUAAUAUUGUAUUUACUUGGGAAAAUGUGAAUAAAGUUAAUUAACAU
Messenger RNA from Pongo pygmaeus (Bornean orangutan), 5271 nucleotides. RefSeq names its product centriole, cilia and spindle associated protein (gene CCSAP). Bases 237 to 1061 code for a protein of 274 amino acids. Gene Ontology annotation, biological process: regulation of mitotic spindle assembly. The transcript has 4 exons. Gene Ontology annotation, cellular component: ciliary basal body; spindle; ciliary transition zone. Gene Ontology annotation, molecular function: microtubule binding. Lineage: Eukaryota; Metazoa; Chordata; Mammalia; Primates; Hominidae. The record is from RefSeq and is a predicted model, not a curated record.